AUGGACAAACUGCACGAGACGUUGAUAAACAUGGAAGACGCUUUGGGGUCGGAGCACUCCGUCUGCUUGUCUCCCUGGGACUGGAAAAACGCCGCUGGGACGUUGGAGCUGCACCCCGGCUCCUCUCCCCACAGCUUAUCCCCGACGCCCUCCUUCGAAUCCUACUCCUCGUCCCCUUGCUCGGUGGCGGCGGCGGAGACCUCCUACGGCAGCGGGGGCGGUGGCAGCCUGGUGGGCUACAGCCUGGUGGGUUACAGCUUGGUGGACUUCCCCCCAGCCUACCUGCCCAACCCCGGGCAGGCUCGGCUGCCCAAGGGCACCAAGGUGAGGAUGUCCGCCCAGCGCAGGAGGAAGGCCAGCGAGAGGGAGAAGCUGAGGAUGAGGACCCUGGCCGACGCGCUCCACACGCUGCGCAACUACCUGCCCCCCGUCUACAGCCAGAGGGGACAGCCCCUCACCAAAAUACAAACCCUGAAGUACACCAUCAAGUACAUCAGCGAACUGACGGAGCUCCUCAACGGCGUCAAGCGGGCGUAG
Calidris pugnax (ruff) is the source of this 537-nucleotide messenger RNA. RefSeq names its product mesogenin 1 (gene MSGN1). Gene Ontology annotation, biological process: mesoderm formation; regulation of transcription by RNA polymerase II. Lineage: Eukaryota; Metazoa; Chordata; Aves; Charadriiformes; Scolopacidae. The transcript has a single exon. The coding region runs from base 1 to 537 and encodes 178 amino acids. Gene Ontology annotation, molecular function: DNA-binding transcription factor activity, RNA polymerase II-specific; RNA polymerase II cis-regulatory region sequence-specific DNA binding; protein dimerization activity. Gene Ontology annotation, cellular component: nucleus. The record is from RefSeq and is a predicted model, not a curated record.